ACCCAACGGUUCAUCUCAUAGGUACAUUUCAUCUCUUCUUCAUGUUGGUAGGGCGGUAGGUAUUCGAGAUCAAGAGCGUCAAAAGCAUCCCAAACAUUCGUCCAAUCAGCACGACACACCAAAGGCGCGUACCAUUCUUAGGAUGAAUUUCCACUUCCACGCCCUGCACUUCCUGUUGAAUAGUCGCGGACAGUAGAAAUUCUCCACUAUAGCAAAAAUCAGGGGCGACAGGGUGGCUUCAUAUCAAGUAAUUCCGAGAUCAUUUCUACGAAUCGAUAUUCAAUGUUUUUCGAUAAAGACACUGGGGCAAGGUCUUCAAAGCUCCACAUUUCUAAUAUAUUCACAACAAUUUUCAUCUCCACGUAACCAAUUCAUCCAGAACACCCGGCGUUAUGUCCAGAUCUGCUCAGAAAGAGGGACUCUACCCUUGAUCCGUCCUUAGAAUCUUAGAUAAAGUGAUCUCGAAUCUUCAACCCCAGCCAUUUUGGCUUGUUUCAGCGUAUCAUAUCGGGUUUAGGGACUAUUGACCUCCACUUUAGAACAGGCCCUCAUAUAAGGAAAAUGGCUUCAACGUCUCGAAAUGUCUUUUUGAGCCCCUCAGUCAUCAAAGUUGGUACUGGAUAGGUUGUGGCUUUGCGAAAAAGGAACUCGUAGUACCUUGUUCAAAAGGUUGUUGUCGCCCACAACAAUACAUUCUUUUUUCAUUUAUUGCUUAAGACAUACUCUCAUCAUUCUUUCUGAGAGAAAGUCAAUCAUCUUCUUUUCAAUUCCUCGACGUUGUUACGUCCAGUCACUCAUUAUUUUUCUUCUUCAUUUAAUUUCUUAAUUAUGAUUCAGCGAAUCGUUUCCACUGCCACUUUGGCGCUUGCUUUCAUUGGUGAAGUUUCCGCGACGAACAAGUAUACGUUAGUCGAUGAUUAUGCAGGAACCAAUUUUUUUGAUAUGUUCGAUUUUUAUACGGGAGCCGACCCAACAACCGGAUUCGUUUCAUAUACCUCUAAAGAAGUAGCCGGAAAUGCAAAUAGCGAGCUUGGUGUAGCCUUGACAAAGGUCGAGAAUGGACAAGCUUACAUGGGUGUCGACUACGUUAAUGUGGUCACCACUGGCCGGCCCAGUGUUAGGAUACAAAGUAAAGAGACCUAUACUCAUGGCUUGAUCAUUGCCGACCUUGCGCAUAUGCCGGCUAGUAUUUGUGGUACCUGGCCAGCGUUCUGGACCGUCAAUACUACUAAUUACCCACAAUACGGAGAGAUAGAUAUUCUUGAAAAUAUCAACGAGAAGACUGUCAGCUUGCAAACACUUCAUACCGAAGAAGGAUGCUAUAUUUCCGGCAACCAACAUUCAACUCAAUUAAAAGAUAACGUCACAACAUACAACUGUGAUGAUUCUGCUACGUCAAGCAUAUUCGGAGCCCAAGAUGCUACCUCUGCAUGCUCUGGUACCAACUCCGACCCAAAUUCAUACGGAACGACAUUCAACAACAACGGGGGUGGUGUAUAUGCUAUGCAAUGGACUAGUGAUGUUAUCAGAAUGUGGAACUUUGGACCUGAUGCGAUUCCAGCUGAUAUAACUGCUGGUACACCAGAUCCAUCCACCUGGGAUCUUCCUGCCUUUACUACCGAAGGAGGAGUUUGCAACAUUGAUGGAUUAUUCGCCAACCACAAGAUUAUUUUUGAUACAACAUUUUGUGGAGGAUAUGCUGGACAAACUGGAUUUUGGCAAGAGACAACUUGUUAUGACGCAGAAAAAUAUCCUACUUGUGAUAGUUAUGUCGGAGCAAACCCAGAAGCAUACAAGGAAGCUUAUUGGCUCAUCAACAGUGUUAAAGUUUACCAAAAUGAUACCUUAGCCGCUACUAGCGCUGCUGCUGCUUCAUCUACAUCAGCCGCUAUCGUUGCUUCUUCAACCAAAAUCUCAACUACUGCUAGCCCAGUAAUUAGCUCGACUGCUCGAGCCGAGUCUCUUUUGGGUGUCGCCACAUCUGAAGCCGCAUCGAUCGUCGCCUCUAGUUCAUUAUCCUCUGCAGCAUGUGUCUCCACGGGUGCCCUCCUUUCUGGCCAAACCGCUUGCCCGGAAUCUCCUGUAAAGGCAUCUUCUACCGCAAGCAUCAUUGCUUCAGUAUCAUCUGUUGCUACAAUUAUUCCCACAACAGCUCCAGUAGAGGCAUCUUCCACAGUCAAUAGUAUUGCCUCAGUAUCUCCUGUUCAAGAAUCCUCCGAUCCUACCAUUUUACCUUCAACAUCUUCUAUUGAGCAAUCCUCAGUCGACGGCGUUCUUACCACUACUUCCGUUCCAUACCCCCACACUACCUCUACCAUUUACGGAACAAACACACGCACUGACGAGCUUGGAUCUGUUGUAACCGAAACUGUUAUUCUUUCAACUACUAUUUGCCCAAUCACUGCUGCUGAAGGAGAAGCCACCCCUUCACCAUCCAGCGCAAAUGUUGAUUCGACCACAACCAUUCAAAGUACUAUCACAAGUGUUAAAUCCGCCGCUACAAUCUACAGCACUGUUACACUUCCAGGUGAAGUUUCCUCUGCUAUCAUUGUUGCCACUAGCGAAAUUGCACAAACAACUGUCCCAGCUGCUCAACCUUCAUCUACCGAGAUCACUGUGGCCAGCAGUCCUAUUAUUACUUCGACUUCUGUUUUGGGAGUUGCCGUUAGCAGUCCGAUUGUAGAAAACACCAGCAGUGCUGUUGUUGUUCUCCAAACAGCUACCGUCAUCCCAGAAGCUUACACAACUCAAGCAUCUGAGGCCGCAUAUGCUUGGAGCACUGUCACUACCGAGGGAACCAGCACUGUCGUUCCUGUUGGUUCAAGCCCAAGUGUUCCAGCAUCUGCUGAGAGUGAUAGUACUGUACCAACUGCUUCAGCUGGAGCUAGCUCUGGUGAGACCACCAGCGUAUCUUCCCCAGCAUGCGUACCAUCUGGCAGUGCUCUUUUGUCUGGCCAAACAGCUUGCCCAGAGACACCCGCUGCCUCCACUAGUGCUCUCUCAGGUGAGAUCACCAGCAUUGUUUCCUCGGUCGCUAUCCCUACCCCAGCCAUAUCUUCUGCAGCAUGUGUCGCUUCCGGAGCUCUUCUUUCCGGCGAAACAGCUUGCCCAGAAACUCCAGUCAAGGCUAUAAGCUCGAGCGUGGCCACUUCCACUCAACCAUCCACUACAUCAGUAAACAACACUCCAAUUCCAAGUGACGCCUCGGUCGUCCUCUCCACCGCAACCGUGGUCCCCAUGCAAUCUGCCCCUGCUCCAGCCGCCACAUCUGCCGAAGGCAUCGCCGUCCCUCAAUCAUCCAGCGUAGUCGCUCAAGCUGGAACCACCAGCCCAAUAAUCUUUACCCCAACCUACGCAACCACCUCCUUCAUCACAAAACCUACAUCUGCAUCCGCCAACGCUACCUCUACCCAAACCAUUACCUCAAGUAGCGUAUCGAUAACCGGUACUGGUAUCCUUAUCGACACCUCUACACUUGGAAGCAUCGAAACUUUUACAUUCGCCAUGCCAAGCGCCUAUAGCGCGACUGGAACAAGCGAUGCUAGUGCGGUCACUGCUUAUCCUUAUUUGGACUCUGGAGUCUCAAAGGUCAGUGUUCGAGGAAGUAUUAUGGCUGCUAUGGGGGUCAUGGCUUUGUUAUUGAUAGUUUAGAUUUUUGAGUCUGAAAUUCUUUGAUACCUAUGGGGAUGAUGUGGUUUGGUGUAAUUUUGGCGGAUAUUUUGUAUAUAAUUUGAGAUAAAUACUUAGAUAGAGAGAUAGAGUGUAUAUUUAUAUAGGACAAUGAGAAGAAAUCUCUUGUUAUUUGG
Molecule: messenger RNA, 3806 nt
Organism: Botrytis deweyae
Lineage: Eukaryota; Fungi; Ascomycota; Leotiomycetes; Helotiales; Sclerotiniaceae
Exons: 3
Coding region: 829-3651 (940 amino acids)
Biological process (GO): glucan catabolic process
Molecular function (GO): hydrolase activity, hydrolyzing O-glycosyl compounds
Source: RefSeq, a predicted model, not a curated record